AUGAACCCUUAUCAGCAACACAUUGUGCCUUCCGAUGCUUCUUUAGACUCCAAACCGUUUUUAUAUAAUGAAAUACAAGAUACACUCUUAUUGGGAGAAUAUCCCUUAACAGACACUACCAUCACACCACCCGUCAUGAAUAACAAUUUAACUGGGGUUUAUUCCAACACUGGAUUUGAUAUGAUUCAAAUAUUAUCGCGACUCAUUCAUAGACCCAACCCUCAGAUACAAUUAGGACCGAUCGACUUGUCUUGCUCUUUUGUGGUAUCUGAUGCCAAACAAUACGAUUGUCCCGUUGUCUAUUGUUCACCUGCCUUUGAGAGAUUGACAGGGUAUACAAAUAGCGAGAUUGUUGGAAAAAACUGUCGUUUUUUACAAAGUCCGGAUGGACAAGUCACUUGCGGUUCAAGGCGUCAACAUACGGAUAAUCAAGCCGUCUAUCAUUUAAAAGCACAAUUGAAUCAAGGUAAAGAACAUCAAGCUAGUAUCAUUAACUAUCGCAAAGGUGGACAGCCGUUUGUGAACUUGGUGACGGUAGUACCGAUCUUGGGGCAAGAUGGUACAGUGGAUUAUUUUGUCGGGCUUCAAGUGGAUCUUGUUGAGCAACCAAACUCUAUUCUAGACAAGAUGAAGGAUGGAACGUACUUGAUCAAUUACCACCACCAACCGAUGAAUACAAUUAUGCCUACUUUGCAAGGUAAUAAUAAUCCUCUCGUAGAUCCCAGCGUGGAUGAAUAUUUUCGCGAAUUACCUUCCUCUAAUAAUAACAACAGUAAUCUUAAUAAUAAUAAUGGUAGCACCCAGAUGGAUAUUAUCAGUUUGUUGGAUUCAACCCAAAUUGAUUUUGAAAACUUGACAACCAGCGAGCAACAAAUUCAAAAGGAAUGGAAUAAAGUGCUAUUAGAACAAUCGUGUGAUUUCAUUCACGUACUUUCACUCAAGGGUCUCUUUCUCUAUGUAUCUGAUUCUAGUCUGGACAUGUUGGAAUAUGAACCAGAGGCCUUAGUUGGCACCUCAUUAAGCUCGAUUUGUCACCCAUCCGAUAUCAUACCUGUCAUGCGCGAAAUUAAGGAAGCUACCACACAUCCGGACAAAGUCAUCAAUCUUCUCUUCCGUAUCCGAAGAAAGUGCUCGGGUUAUAUCUGGAUUGACUGUCGUGGUAAACUCCACAUGGAUCAAAGCAAAGGUCGUAAAUGUCUCAUCCUCUCCGGUCGUGAAAGACCCGUUUACAAGUUACUGAACACUGUCCAUAUUUCGGACAAUGAGUAUUGGGGUAAAUUGAGUCUGGCAGGCUUAUUCACCCAUGUCACUUCCACUUGUAAAGAUGUUGUGGGGUUCAGUGCAGACUCUUUAGAAAACGAAUCCCUCUAUCAGUACGUCGAAAGUAAUUACGUCACUGAACUCACUCGUGCCCUCGAACGCGUCAAGGAGAACCAGAUCACUAAAGUACGUCAUACCAUUCUCAACGCCAAAGGUGCUUAUGCCUCUGUUCAGAGCACCUUUUAUCCCGGUGAUACUCUGCAUGGUAUCGGACAACCUUCCUUUGUCUUGCUCCAAAUGAAACUUUUACAACAAGACGAUCACGAUGACAACAACAACAGCAAUAACAACAGCAAUAGCAACAGCAAUAGCACGGGAACAGACACUUGUAAAGACAAUUUAUUUUCGGAAUUAGAAACAUUUCGUAGUACCAAUUGGCAAUAUGAAUUACAUCAACUUCGACAAUCGAACCGACGAUUACGGGAACAACUGGAAAGAUACACCAACCCUAACAAGCAGCGAAAAAAGAAGCGUGUCAAGUUGAUGGAUAGUCCCAAGAUGUGCGCCAAGUGUCAGCGGAAAGACUCUCCUGAAUGGCGUAAGGGGCCUAAUGGGCCUAAAGAGCUUUGUAACGCUUGUGGCUUACGGUAUGCUAAAUCGCUUCUCUCCAGUAAAAAAUAA
This is a messenger RNA of Mucor mucedo, 1941 nucleotides long. Its product is annotated as putative white-collar-1c protein. The transcript has 6 exons. Gene Ontology annotation, biological process: regulation of DNA-templated transcription. Gene Ontology annotation, molecular function: protein binding; zinc ion binding; sequence-specific DNA binding. The record is from RefSeq and is a predicted model, not a curated record. Gene Ontology annotation, cellular component: nucleus. Lineage: Eukaryota; Fungi; Mucoromycota; Mucoromycetes; Mucorales; Mucoraceae. The coding region runs from base 1 to 1941 and encodes 646 amino acids.